This is a messenger RNA of Frankliniella occidentalis (western flower thrips), 1904 nucleotides long. RefSeq names its product chitinase-3-like protein 1. The record is from RefSeq and is a predicted model, not a curated record. Bases 39 to 1904 code for a protein of 621 amino acids. Gene Ontology annotation, cellular component: extracellular region. Gene Ontology annotation, molecular function: chitinase activity; chitin binding. Gene Ontology annotation, biological process: carbohydrate metabolic process; chitin catabolic process. The transcript has 7 exons. NCBI's taxonomy places the organism in Eukaryota, Metazoa, Arthropoda, Insecta, Thysanoptera, Thripidae.
GGAACGCCCUUUUGCCCAGCAGGAUAACGAGGCCCAGGAUGGCGUGGGCGAGGCAGGCGCUGCAGGCGCUGGCGCUGCUGGUGCUCGUGCUGGGCCCGUGCGCCGGCCGCAGCCUGUCGGCCCGAGAGCGCGCCGCCCUCACCGCGGCCGGCUUCCUCCGCGACUCGGUGGAGAGCGUGCCCGCGCACGUGGUCCCCGGCGACGGGGAGCGCGGCGCGCACCGCGCCUCCCUCAAGUCGUCCAUCGCGCCGUUCGGCACGCAGGCGCUGCCCAUCCGAGCCGCCGUCGAGCACCGGCCCUCCAGCAGAGACAGGGCCCUCGAGAGCAUCCCGCUGCGCUCUGCGGUGGAGCGCCGCCCGGCCCCAGACCCGGCCGUGGCGCCGCCCCCUUCGCGCCGAGCCUCGCGCCCCGUCGUCCACAGGACGUCCCCGCGGGUGGGCGUCAGGCCUCUGACGAGCAGCCAGGCCUGGCCAGCCAACUCGGCGCACCCGUUCCUGGGCGCGGUCGGCGCCAACUGGUGGCAGCAGAGCGCCUCGGCGCUCCCUUCGCCGUCCUACGUCAUUCCCCUUAGCGAUCCAAGCCCCAGCCCCGUGGCUACUCGCUGGACUCCGCAGACACCGAUCUGGCCGUACCUAGAGACGAUCCCGAACUAUGCGCCCGCCGGGCCGCUGCUGCAGCCUCAAGGCCGCUGGGGCCUCCUCGGCAGCCCUAACUAUGUGUUCAGCACCCUCGGGGAAAGGCAGCCGCCCCUAGUCCUUACGUACCAGGCGAUCAAGAACCCCGAACCCGAGCAGAAGGUGGUCUGCUACCUGGAGGCCUGGGCCGCGUACCGCAAGGACGUGGUGUCGUACAGCGCCGACAACGUGGACCCGUUCGCCUGCACCCAUCUGCUGUACGCAUUCGCCUCCAUCGACCCCCACUCAUUCCGCAUCGUCCCUCAGGAUGAGGAGUACGACUUGGUCAAGGGCGGCUACAGGGCCGCGGUCGGUGUCAAGAGGAAGAACCCCAAGCUGAAGGUCAUGCUGUCCGUCGGAGGCUGGAUGGAGGGCAGCUCCAAGUUCUCGCAGAUGGCGAGCCGAGCGGACCGGCGCCGCGAGUUCAUCCGCUCCGUCGUCCGCGUCCUGGACGCGCACAAGUUUGACGGCCUGGACCUGGACUGGGAGUACCCGGGCGCGCUCGACCUGGGCGGCCUGUCCUCCGACAAGGACCACUUCUCGCUGCUGGUGGACGAGCUGGCCGAGGUGUUCGGGCCGCGCGGCUGGCUGCUGUCGGCCGCCGUGUCGCCGUCGCGCUUCCGCAUGGAGGACGCGUACGACGUGGCGCGCAUCGCCAAGAGCCUCGACUUCAUCAACCUAAUGGCCUUCGACCUGCACGCCGAGCGCGACAGCGCGGCCGACCACCACGCGCCGCUGCACCAGCGCCCGCACGACGCCAGCAUCGACAUCUUCUACAACGUGGAUUACGCCGUCAAGUACUGGAUGAAGCGCGGCGCGCCCGCCGAGAAGCUCGUCCUCGGCGUGCCCUUCUACGGCCGCUCGUUCACGCUGAAGGACCCUGCGCGCUACGUGCCGGGCUCCGCCAUCAAGGGCCUGGGCAAGGAGGGCCGCUACACGCAGGAGAAGGGCUUCCUCGCCUACUUCGAGAUCUGCGAGCUCCAGGCCGAGGGCGGCUGGAGGCUGCAGGUCGACCGCGCCGGCAGCCCCUUCAUGGUCAAGGGCGACCAGUGGGUCGGCUACGAGGACGCCGUCAGCGUCACUAACAAGAUGGCGUACAUCCGCAAGCAGAACCUGGGCGGUGUCAUGAUCUGGGCCGUUGAUCUAGACGACUUCCACGGGCAGUGCGGCACCAAGACACCCCUGCUUAGCGCCGUGCGCAACAACAUCCAAGGUGAGUCUGUGCAGUGA